This is a messenger RNA of Pyricularia grisea, 783 nucleotides long. RefSeq lists its product as uncharacterized. The transcript has a single exon. Lineage: Eukaryota; Fungi; Ascomycota; Sordariomycetes; Magnaporthales; Pyriculariaceae. The record is from RefSeq and is a predicted model, not a curated record. Bases 1 to 783 code for a protein of 260 amino acids.
AUGGCCAGACGCAAUGGAGGCUUUAACAACCAGCAUCAUGCGAAUGGAAGCAACAACAACAAUCGCCAAUGGAUGAGUAACAACAAUAAUAGCAACGGUAGUAACAGCACCAAGAACAACACCAGGCAGCAGAGGAACAACAACACCGGCCCUCGAAAUCAGCCAGAUCAACAAACCAAAAGCACAAUACCUUGCAGGUAUGGACUGCAAUGUACGAGAAUGGCCAAUGGAAACUGUCAGUUCGGCCACCCGAACAACGGCAGUGUUGACCACGGUAACAGCUCGGGUCUUGGCAAGCAUAUCGUUCGAAACAAUGAAAGUCUAGGCACUACGCAGGGCUGGGACUUUGGCGAGUUCAAUUCCAUCCCCCACAUUUUUGACAGUCAUAUUAACCCAGGCCAGCCGGGAACUAAGUUGAUGCCAGAGCCUGUGUAUGCAUUUGGAACCAGGCCUAGCUGUGACAGGUACGCAAGCGGAUCUUUUCUGGAUCAAGAUGGCGAUGUCAUCAUGUGCGACUGCACCAGCAAAGUUAUGAUGGCGCCGUGCUUCAGUGACUGGUAUAUCAGGAGCCGGGAGUCCCAGAGACAGCUUAGAUUGGAUCAUGAGCAGCUGGUGCAGGAGCUUAGCGACUACAAGCUGAAUCACCCAAGCAACUGGUCCAAGGAAGAGGCGUUCCAACGAAUGUCUGUUGAGCUGAGGAGCUACGUCGCCGACAAGUAUGUCCAGCUUACGAAUGCGGAAGAGGAGGAGCGUAAGAGAAAGCUCGGGAUUCGUGGUUGGUAA